AUGGGUGACAGAAGAAUGGCGAGUAUUUUUCCCGAAUGCGACCAACUUAAGCAAAAUUAUGACAAGUGCUUCACUGAAUUUUUCCAAAAGUUCAUAGCACCGAACUACAGGCACAAAUACGCCAUCAAUCCCUGUGACAGGCUUCAUCAAGCAUAUCGCGAAUGUGUUGAGCAGAAGCUAGCAACCGAUAGACCUUUCGAAAUAGAUCUCUCUGAAGUUCAGAAAGAAUUUUUGAAUACAGAAGGAGACAAACUACGGGACACUCAGGAAGGAAAAUAA
Messenger RNA from Necator americanus (New World hookworm), 279 nucleotides. RefSeq lists its product as uncharacterized. Bases 1 to 279 code for a protein of 92 amino acids. NCBI's taxonomy places the organism in Eukaryota, Metazoa, Nematoda, Chromadorea, Rhabditida, Ancylostomatidae. The record is from RefSeq and is a predicted model, not a curated record. The transcript has 3 exons.